CCCUUCCGCGCGCGGCUCUGAGCGCCUGAGGGGCGGUGCCUUUUGCGGCCUCCCGGCAGGGGGAUGUAAGGAGCCGUCCGCGGCCAUGGAGACGGGCCCGGCGCCCCUGGUGGCCCCGCCACGCCGUCAUGGCGCCCCUGCGGCCCCGUCGCCGCCCCCCCGGAGUUCCCGGGCCGGGCCCAUGGUGGUGGUGGCUCCAGGACCGCCGGUGACCACGGCCAUCUCGACCCCCGUCACCCUGGCAGCCCCGGGGGAGGCGCGGGCGGCCUUGGGUUCGGGGCCGGUCCAGACCUUGGCCCCGGGCCCGGCCGUCACGGGCGACACCGACUUGACGUCCCUGGACACCUCGUCCGAAGCCCCGACGACGCAGGUCGCCCCUGGCCCGGAGCCUCUCGCUCCGGCUGCGGUGGCCUCACGGGCAGAGUCUGUGAAGACCGAGGGGGCGCGAACCUCCCCAGCCCCGGGGCCUGGCACGGCCGGGACCCCCACCAGGACCCCUUCCAGAACGGUGCCUGGGGCCCUGGCCGCCAAACCCCCGCUCGCCCCCAAGCCGGGGGCCACGGCGGCCUCGGGAGUCACUGCCCGGGCUGCAGCAGGACAGGUGACAGGCGGACACGGAGCUGCCACGGCCUCCUCGCCAUCCGCGGCACAGGCGCCCGAGGACCCCGCGGGGCCUGGCACGGGAGCUUCAGGGAUGAGUGAGGCUCCCGUAGCUGUAGUGACGGUGACCCCAGCCCCGGAGCCUGCUGAGAACUCCCAAGACCUGGGCUCCACGUCCAGCCUGGGACCUGGCAUCUCCGGGCCUCGCGGGCAGGCCCCAGACACCCUGAGCUACUUGGACUCCGUGAGCCUCAUGUCUGGAACCUUGGAGUCGUUGGCGGACGAUGUGAGCUCCAUGGGCUCAGACUCGGAGAUAAACGGGCUGGCCCUGCGCAAGACGGACAAGUACGGCUUCCUGGGGGGCAGCCAGUACUCGGGCAGCCUAGAGAGCUCUAUUCCGGUGGAUGUGGCUCGACAGCGGGAGCUCAAGUGGCUGGAGAUGUUCAAUAACUGGGAUAAGUGGCUGUCACGACGUUUUCAGAAGGUGAAGCUGCGCUGUCGGAAGGGCAUCCCCUCAUCCCUCAGAGCCAAGGCCUGGCAGUACCUGUCUAAUAGCAAGGAGCUUCUGGAGCAAAAUCCUGGCAGGUUUGAGGAGCUGGAACGGGCUCCUGGGGACCCCAAGUGGCUAGAUGUGAUCGAGAAGGACCUGCACCGCCAGUUCCCUUUCCAUGAGAUGUUUGCUGCUCGAGGAGGGCAUGGGCAGCAGGACCUGUACCGAAUCCUGAAGGCCUACACCAUCUACCGGCCUGAUGAGGGCUACUGCCAGGCUCAGGCCCCCGUGGCUGCAGUGCUGCUCAUGCACAUGCCUGCUGAGCAAGCCUUUUGGUGCCUGGUCCAGAUCUGUGACAAAUACCUCCCGGGUUACUACAGCGCAGGGCUGGAGGCCAUUCAGCUGGAUGGAGAGAUCUUCUUCGCACUGCUGCGCCGGGCAUCCCCGCUGGCACAUCGGCACCUGCGGCGACAGCGUAUCGACCCCGUGCUCUACAUGACGGAGUGGUUCAUGUGCAUCUUCGCCCGCACCCUGCCCUGGGCCUCGGUGCUACGUGUCUGGGACAUGUUUUUCUGUGAAGGUGUUAAGAUCAUCUUCCGGGUGGCCCUGGUCUUGCUGCGACACACACUGGGGUCCGUGGAGAAGCUUCGUUCCUGCCAAGGCAUGUAUGAGACCAUGGAGCAGCUGCGCAACCUCCCCCAGCAGUGCAUGCAGGAGGACUUCCUGGUGCAUGAGGUGACCAACCUGCCAGUGACAGAAGCCCUGAUUGAGCGGGAGAAUGCAGCCCAGCUGAAGAAAUGGCGGGAAACCCGGGGCGAACUGCAGUAUCGGCCCUCACGGCGACUGCAUGGCUCCCGGGCCAUCCAUGAGGAGCGACGGCGGCAGCAGCCACCCCUGGGCCCCUCCUCCAGCCUCCUCAGUCUCCCUGGCCUUAAAAGCCGAAGCUCCCGGGCAGCUGGAGGGGCCCCGUCGCCACCCCCUCCUGCCCGAAGAGCCAGCACCGGUCCUGCUCCAGGGCCUGUGGUCACUGCCGAGGGACUGCACCCUUCCCUGCCCUCACCUACUGGCAACAGCACCCCUCUGGGUCCCAGCAAGGAGACCCGGCGGCAGAAGGAGCGGCAGAAACAGGAGAAAGAGCGGCAGAAGCAGGAAAAAGAGCGGGAGAGGCAGGAGAAAGAGCAAGAGAAAGAACAGCAGAAGCAGGAGAAAGAGCAAGAGAAAGAACAGCAGAAGCAGGAGAAGGAGCGGCAGAAACAGGAGAAAGAGCGGCAGAAGCAGGAGAAGAAGAGCCAAAGCCGGAAGCUUUCCUUACAUCGAAAGGCAGAUGGGCCCCCAGCACCCCAUGAUGGUGGGGACAGGUCCUCGACAGCUGAGGCCCGGCAGGACGCUUACUUCUGACCUCUGCCUGGGGUUGGAGUGCAUGGCCUCCUCUCUUCCCUCAGCCCAGAGCAGGCCGGCCCAGGUGCUCCGCUGGCAGGCUGUCCCUCUCUGAGGAAAGUGGCUCCAUCUCCCAUCUCCUUGCCACCUGCUGCUCCCUACAUGGCCAGGAUAGCCACAGGGCCUGGGGCAGUGGUGCCUGAGUCUGGAGCCUCUUGCCUCUGUGAGGCCCAACUGGGGUCCCUCCCAGGGCUGUCCUGAUUGGCCCUCUUGUCACCAGGUGACUCUUGGCAAUGGCAGUCUGCAGAUUCUUCCACUCCAAUGGGUCCCCUUACCCACAGGUGGAGCUGGGUUCUUUUCCCUUCGGUGGCCCUUCCUGGUCCCCUCCUUUCUGAAGGCAAAGGCUUUCCUCUCGCCACUUCUGGACAUCUCUGUUGUAAUUACAUAGGGGACCAGGCUGGCCUGGGGGGGGGGGGCUUGGUGUCUUUGGUUCUCUUCCCAGUAUUCCUGCCCUCCAGUUUAUUUAAGGGGACAUGCACUGAAAUGGGAAAUGUGCCCCACUUCCCCCCAUCCAUCUCACUGUGUUCUCAGGCCUCCUCUGCUUUGUCUCACCAGCUCCCCUACUGUUCAUCUUGUCCCCUUCCAACCCCAAGCCCCUCUCUGAGUAAGGGGUCUUCCCCUGAGCUCCAGGGGUGGAAUCUGAUGUUUACAUUCUCUUGUCUCAGCCCCCAUCCUGUGCGGCGCUUUGAGGAACCAGAAAAAGAACCUGCUGUUGUACCUGG
This is a messenger RNA of Heterocephalus glaber (naked mole-rat), 3249 nucleotides long. The record is from RefSeq and is a predicted model, not a curated record. NCBI's taxonomy places the organism in Eukaryota, Metazoa, Chordata, Mammalia, Rodentia, Bathyergidae.